Messenger RNA from Olea europaea var. sylvestris, 2401 nucleotides. RefSeq names its product repetitive proline-rich cell wall protein 2-like. NCBI's taxonomy places the organism in Eukaryota, Viridiplantae, Streptophyta, Magnoliopsida, Lamiales, Oleaceae. The record is from RefSeq and is a predicted model, not a curated record. The transcript has 2 exons. The coding region runs from base 200 to 2161 and encodes 653 amino acids.
GUCAAGAUCAAUGGAACCUAACCUCAUGUGAUCACAUUUAAGUUCAUUGUCGGCAUGAUAUCACAAAAUUACUCCCUAAAUCAUUAUAUAUAACAAACUUUUCUUACACUAAAUACUCACCAAACAAGGGCUUGCCCUUCAUUCUUGGGACAUUUCUCUUCCCUCUACUGUCUUCCGGGCUCGGAUUUAAAAGGUCCCAAUGCAGGUUAAUUCGCUUUGCCGAGGGGCCCUUCUGGGCUUCUUCGUUUCCUUGUUAUUUGCAGCCAGCUUCUGCCAUGGGGAUGAUAAGACCAUAGAGGUUGUCGGGGAGGGAGAAUGUGCUGACUGCAAGGAGAAUAACAUUAAAACUAGUGAGGCAGUUUCAGGGCUUAGGGUAACCAUUGACUGCAAGCUUCAAAAUGGAGAAAUAAAAAGAGCGGGAGUUGGGGAGCUUGAUAAAGAAGGGAGAUUCAAGGUUUCGGUUCCUGAGGAGAUUGUUGAAGAUGGAAAACUAAAAGAGGAAUGUUAUGCACAGCUUCAUAGUGCAUCUGCAGCACCAUGUCCAGCUCACAAUGGCCUCGAGGACUCCAAGGUUGUCCUGAAGUCGAAAACCAAUGGAAAACACACCUUUGGCCCCAAUGGAAAUCUCAAAUUCUCCUCUGCAUUGUGCACUUCUGCUUUUUUGUGGCCAUUCUUUAAGUAUCCACCUUUGCCCAAAAUCCAUCCGUGGAAGAAACACUUCCCUAAGGCUUACUUUCCACCACUGAAAAACUUCGGCCACCCUUGGCCUCUUCCUCCAUUCCCACCAGUUCACACAAAACCACUUCCUCCUCCAUUUCCCAUUUACAAAAAGCCGCUUCCUCCGUUCCCACCAGUUUACACAAAACCACUUCCUCCCCCAGUUCCCAUUUACAAAAAGCCGCUUCCUCCACCCGUCCCCAUUUACAAACCAAAGCCACUUCCUCCCCCAGUUCCCAUUUACAAAAAGCCGCUUCCUCCGCCCGUCCCCAUUUACAAUCUUCCUCCCCCAGUUCCCAUUUACAAAAAGCCGCUUCCUCCAGUUCCCAUUUACAAAAAGCCGCUUCCUCCAUCCGUCCCCAUCUACAAACCAAAGCCACUUCCUCCCCCAGUUCCCAUUUACAAAAAGCCGCUUCCUCCACCCGUCCCCAUUUACAAACCAAAGCCACUUCCUCCCCCAGUUCCCAUUUACAAAAAGCCGCUUCCUCCGCCCGUCCCCAUUUACAAUCUUCCUCCCCCAAUUCCCAUUUACAAAAAGCCGAUUCCUCCACCCGUCCCCAUUUACAAACCAAAGCCACUUCCUCCCCCAGUUCCCAUUUACAAAAAGCCGCUUCCUCCGCCCGUCCCCAUUUACAAUCUUCCUCCCCCAGUUCCCAUUUACAAAAAGCCGCUUCCUCCACCCGUCCCCAUCUACAAACCAAAGCCACUUCCUCCCCCAGUUCCCAUUUACAAAAAGCCGCUUCCUCCACCCGUCCCCAUCUACAAACCAAAGCCACUUCCUCCCCCAAUUCCCAUUUACAAAAAGCCGAUUCCUCCACCCGUCCCCAUUUACAAACCAAAGCCACUUCCUCCCCCAGUUCCCAUUUACAAAAAGCCGCUUCCUCCACCCGUCCCCAUUUACAAACCAAAGCCACUUCCUCCACCUGUCCCUAUUUACAAGCCAAAGCCUCCAGUAAAGCCGCUUCCACCACCAGUUCCAAUCUACAAACCAAAGCCAAAGCCACCAGUUUACAAACCUCCGGUAGUAAAGCCUCUUCCACCACCAGUUCCUAUCUACAAACCAAAGCCAAAGCCACCGAUUUACAUACCUCCGAUAAUAAAGCCACUACCACCACCAGUUCCAACCUACAAGCCAAAGCCACCGGUUUACAUACCCCCGGUAGUAAAGCCACUACCACCACCAGUUCCAAUCUACAAGCCAAAGCCACCAAUUUACAUCCCUCCAAUAGUAAAGCCACUUCCACCUCCAAUUCCAAUCUACAAGCCAAAGCCACCAAUUUACAUUCCUCCAAUAGUAAAGCCACUUCCACCUCCAAUUCCAAUUUAUAAACCACUCCCACCAUUCUAUAAGAAACCCUGCCCUCCACUCCCCAACCUUCCUCCUUUCCAACAUCCUAAAUUUGGAUUCUUCCCUCCCUUCCCUCCUUUCAUUCCUCAACCAUAGAAGUUUGUUUCAUAUCGUUUACUUAAAAGGGUGAAAGCAAUUAAAAUUUCCAGUUAUAAAAUAAAAUCCCCAGGUUCAAAGUGAAAAAUAUUGUCAAGAAAAUAACGCUAGCAGCGUAGGAAGUGGAAAUUCCCCCAGAUUUAAUUGUUGUGUGAUUAGCAUGAAGUUCUCCUGUAUUGGUUUAUUCAAUAGGGUGGUGAUAAGAUCAAAUAUUUGUUAAUAAAAAAAAUUUCAAGAUCA